AUGGCGCCUACCACCGAUACCCCUGUGUUUGACGACAAAAAGGUCACUGUCAUCUUUGUCCUCGGAGGGCCUGGUGCAGGCAAAGGAACUCAAUGCGCCAAACUCGUCGAGGAUUUCAACUUUUGCCAUCUUUCAGCCGGCGACUUGCUGCGUGCAGAGCAGAACCGCGAGGGGUCGCAGUACGGCAAGCUCAUCCAAACGUACAUCCGCGAGGGCACGAUCGUGCCGAUGGAGAUCACGAUCAAGCUGCUGGAGAACGCGAUGGGUGACGCGCUGGGCUCCAAGACGGGCGAGGGGUGGGGCGAGGGCAGGGGCCGGUUCUUGAUCGACGGGUUCCCGCGCAAGAUGGACCAGGCGGUCAAGUUUGACGAGUCGGUGUGCCUGUCUUCGUUGGUGAUCUUUUACUCUACGACGGAAGAGGUUUUGCUCGAACGUCUGACGGAGCGCGGCAAGACGAGCGGGCGUGAGGAUGACAAUAUCGAGAGCAUCAAGAAACGCUUCCGCACGUACCAAAACGAUACUAUGCCGGUAAUCGAAUACUACAGCGCGCAAGGCAAAGUGGCCGAGAUCGACAGCUCUCCAUCUAUCGAAGAGGUGUUUAAGAAAUCGACGGGGGUGAUCAAGGAAGUAUUUGCCGGGAAAUAUCAGAAAGCUACAUAG
This is a messenger RNA of Psilocybe cubensis, 660 nucleotides long. RefSeq lists its product as uncharacterized. NCBI's taxonomy places the organism in Eukaryota, Fungi, Basidiomycota, Agaricomycetes, Agaricales, Agrocybaceae. The transcript is spliced from 5 exons. The record is from RefSeq and is a predicted model, not a curated record. Gene Ontology annotation, cellular component: nucleus; cytoplasm. The coding region runs from base 1 to 660 and encodes 219 amino acids. Gene Ontology annotation, molecular function: UMP kinase activity; ATP binding. Gene Ontology annotation, biological process: CDP biosynthetic process; UDP biosynthetic process; 'de novo' pyrimidine nucleobase biosynthetic process.